AUCAUUAAUAUUAUUCGGUCAUUGAUUAACAUAUAGAAAUAUGUGAAAUGUACUCUCAUAAAUACAACAGCUAUUUUUUACUACUUCAACGUAUUUUAAAUUACCUCUCAAACCAAGUGUACAACAAAAACUUUACGGGUUUUUGAUCGAUAUUUAGGGGUAUUUGAAGUUGGUGCUAGGGGGAACAUUUUGUAGGAGUUGUCAAACCUGGUUCAAUUUCAAAAUCUGUGUUCAAAACGUUAUUAUUUACUUCUACUUGAUACUUUUUUUAAUUAUCAAUAAACCUUUUUAAAAUAAUUGGUUAAAUUUUAAACAAUGGUUAGAUUUAAGAAUAGAUAUAUUACUAUUGAAAUAUCAUCACCGGAAAUACCUGAAAGGCAACCCCUAUAUUUAAAGCCAUCGGCUAUUUACGAAGCUAUUUUAGCGAAAAUACAACAACUCCAUGGAGAUUUUGGUGUAGCUGCAGUACGGACAGGAUUUUUAACAAAAUACUGUAAUGAGAAUACAAGAAUAGCAAUAAUUAGGUGUAGACAUGGUCCACACCAAUUUGUUACAAGUAGCCUUCCAUUUAUUACUAAACUAGGACAAUACGAAGUAACAUUACAAACUCACCAUGUAGGAGCAACUCUUAAACAUAGUUUUAUAUUUAUUCAGAGAUAUCAUAGAAAAUUUUUAGAUUCAAUGUGGUCAAAUCUGCAUAGCGAUGAAGAUAAAAAAGCCCUUGAAAUUGCUGUUACUGAGUUUACAAGAGCUGAUGUAUCUAUGAUUAAAGACAAUUUAAUGUAAUAUCUUUUAUUAAACAUUUUUUGUUAGUUUUAAUAUAAUAUGUUGGUCAUACAAAUAUAUGUAAAUGUUCCAUCAUA
This is a messenger RNA of Pieris napi, 863 nucleotides long. It is a transcript of the gene Pop5, whose product is annotated as ribonuclease P/MRP protein subunit POP5. Gene Ontology annotation, molecular function: ribonuclease P RNA binding. The transcript has 2 exons. Gene Ontology annotation, biological process: tRNA 5'-leader removal. Gene Ontology annotation, cellular component: ribonuclease P complex. The record is from RefSeq and is a predicted model, not a curated record. The coding region runs from base 316 to 786 and encodes 156 amino acids. NCBI's taxonomy places the organism in Eukaryota, Metazoa, Arthropoda, Insecta, Lepidoptera, Pieridae.